Calypte anna (Anna's hummingbird) is the source of this 2634-nucleotide messenger RNA. It is a transcript of the gene MAFG, whose product is annotated as MAF bZIP transcription factor G. The coding region runs from base 135 to 818 and encodes 227 amino acids. Gene Ontology annotation, biological process: regulation of epidermal cell differentiation; regulation of transcription by RNA polymerase II. NCBI's taxonomy places the organism in Eukaryota, Metazoa, Chordata, Aves, Apodiformes, Trochilidae. Gene Ontology annotation, cellular component: nucleus. The transcript has 4 exons. The record is from RefSeq and is a predicted model, not a curated record. Gene Ontology annotation, molecular function: DNA-binding transcription factor activity, RNA polymerase II-specific; RNA polymerase II cis-regulatory region sequence-specific DNA binding.
CCCAGCGCGGCCUCCCCCGCCCGGUGCCCAGCCCGGCCCGGCGGCUCCCUCCGCAGCUCUGCUGCAAUGAAGGAAGCCUGAGUGCUUGACAGGCAGCUGGGAAUUCUUCAGUGCCACAAGGCAAACAGCCCUCCAUGCUCCCACAGCUGUACCUGCCCUUGGCUCCUCAUACUUGCCUGAGGACUCUGCAGGGCCGGCAGCACUCCUUCCUCCUGCCAACCCAUUUCUUCCCUCCCUUUUCCCAGCAGUCGUGUUGUUUGCCAGGCAGGAACAGAAGAAGGACAUACAAUGGUAUGGGAAAGGAACCUGAUCUAGAAGGCUGUCGUGUUAUGACGACCCCCAACAAAGGAAACAAGGCCUUGAAGGUGAAGCGGGAGCCUGGCGAGAAUGGGACCAGCUUGACAGAUGAGGAGCUGGUGACCAUGUCUGUGCGGGAGCUCAACCAGCAUCUACGGGGCCUGUCAAAGGAGGAGAUCAUCCAGUUGAAGCAGCGUCGGCGCACCCUGAAGAACCGGGGCUACGCGGCCAGCUGCAGAGUCAAGCGUGUUACCCAGAAGGAGGAACUGGAGAAGCAGAAGGCAGAGCUGCAGCAAGAAGUGGAGAAGCUGGCCUCUGAGAACGCCAGCAUGAAAAUGGAACUCGAUGCUCUGCGCUCCAAAUAUGAGGCUCUCCAGAACUUCGCCAGAACCGUGGCCCGGAGCCCUGUGACCCCUGCCCGGGGGCCUCUCACCUCCAGCAUGGGUCCCCUUGUCCCUGGCAAGGUGGCUACUACCAGUGUCAUCACAAUAGUGAAAUCCAAAACGGACGCCCGGUCUUAGUGAAGCAAGUGUUGCCUGAGAUUGUCUGUGCAGGGCAAUUAGGCACAAAACCAGCCUGGAAUCCCCAAAGCACAAGCCCUCCCUACACGGGUCUGGGUUCCUUCUACUUGGCCCAGGACUGGCCCGCUGACCACUCCAGUUUUAUUUGUCGUGUCCAGAUUGGUAUGAGCAGUGGUGACGCGCCCGGUGUCCAGUGCAGUGCCUCCCACCCGCAGCCCUCAGGUGCCCUGGGCACAGGCUGCCAGGUCCUGGUUUUCCAGCCAAGGAGAGUCUGUGCAGCAUGGCCAGCAGCAGGGUGCCGGAGGGGCUCAGGGGAGGGCUGGGGGGAGGAUUUCUUCUGGGUACCAGGAAUCCUGAUUUUUGGUCGCUUCCAAAGGCUUUAUUUCAUUACUCUUCCCAGCAGUGCAUCUUGGUGCCUGGCUGUCGGACGCCUGAACCUGCUGCUUGUGUCUCGUUUGGUACCGUAGUCGCAGUGGGGGUGUUCUGUGUGGUAGGUUUGUAUUCCUUUCUAGGUGUGCCUCUGUGCCCUGACAGUGGGUUCCCUUCUGAUGUCCCUUGCAUUAGCCAUGUAAACUAGCCAUGGUGGAAGGAAGGUGCUGGCAUGCUCGGUUGCCUCUGCCUGGUGGCAGGGAGAGAGCUGGGAUGGGGCCCAGCACUCCCAGGAGGUAGGGAGGGAGGGAGGGCAGGAAGGCACCGUGUUGACUGCAGGCCGGUUUUGUGCCUAACAUGUUGCACUGAACAAGACCAAAAUCACUAGUUGUUCCUGUGCUUUGAGGGUAUCAAGUGUCUCUAGUGUGAUGGUUUACACAACCAGUUUAUGUGGUUAAAUAGCCCUUUAUUUAAAGAGAGAAACAUCAUUUUAAGAGUUAUUAAAUUAUCUAAGUUUAAAAUUAAAAUCAGACAAAAGAGAGAGCGUAUUUAUAGUCAGCUUUUUUAUCUGAGAGGGUGAGAAUAUUUGACCAUGUGAAUGGCAAAAUAUUCUCGGAGACUUUGCUAGUUAAAAGUUAAUAAAUAAAUAAUUUUAAAGUUUCUCAUUAACCUCCCGCAAACUGUUUGUGGCUCUGAGGUUAGUUUUCAUAAAGAGUUACCAGACUUUAUUUAUAAAACUUUACAAAAAGCAAACAAAAAAAACCCCAAACAAAAACAACAAAAGUGGAAAGUCCUGUUUGAUAUCUUUUUGCAAUUGUACCAAAAGUGACUUAUUCUCAACCUCGCUGGCUUCUGUGGUGUCCCCAUGUGUGGCGCUCCCUGAGCUCUCUGUGGUGCUGUCGGUGCUGCCUUUGCCAUGUGCUGUUCUGUCAUGCUGCCAUCAGUGUCCCUACGCUCGAUGAGAGACUGAGCUGGGACUCUGUGCAGGUUCUCCAGAAGGAUUUUGGCACAUGGGCAAAGGUGCUGCAGUUCUUGAAAGCAGAAAUGAAGGGCGAGUGGUGCCUGUGUACAGCAAUGCUUCUCCACAGGGGCUGCAGGAGCAUGGGCAGCUUGGCCUAUGGCUGACACCGGGUGGUUUAGUUAUCAGAAUGGGGAAAACAAAGUGCUCUCCUUCCUCCAGCAAAGCUGGUAGGGAAGUAACACAAGGGAGAAUUGCCCCAGAUUAGGAGGAGGCUGGUGUGAUUUAACUCUGGCAUUGGAUCCUGUGGUCAGAACUCAUGUUGCUCUUGUAGUAGGUCUGCCCAUGUGCUGGGCAGUGUGGGACCAGCGCUGGUCUGGAGAACAUGAGCCUGUAGCAUGGUUACUGUUGGUUCUGGUGCAGCUUCUGUCUGUCUGUAGGUGUUGAAAGAGUGCUGAGGCUUACAGCUGUAACACAGCUGAGAACCUG